AUGUCUCACACGAUUGGUGGGAUUGAGGUCAUUUUCACCCCAACGAACCAGGGAUAUCAUCACUACUGGACCGAAUUCAAGCCCUCCAAGAUCACUCUCCCCAAAGGAUGGCAACGGGAGCCUGGCCGUCGGGCACUGAGAGAGGCGAUUAUCUGGGAGAAAGAUGUGGCCAUCAGCAUGCGCGACGGCACUGUCCUUCGGGGCGACGUCUUUCGUCCUGCAGACAAGGACGGAGUCCCGCUCCCCGCUCUUCUUCCCUGGAGUCCCUAUGGGAAGACCGGAAGUGGCCACCAUCAAACCACCAGCUUCACGUAUCUCGGGGUACGUCAUGAGCAUCUGAGUGGGUUGGAAAAGUUCGAAGCCCCGGACCCAGCCGAAUGGUGCCCUCGUGGGUACGUGGUUGUCAAUGUUGACGCACGUGGUGUCUUUGACUCUGAAGGCGAUAUCUUCAUCCUCGGCUCACAGGAGGGCCGCGAUGGGCACGAUACGAUCGAAUGGAUGGCGGAACAGAGCUGGUGCGACGGGAAUGUCGCUCUUGUUGGCAACUCCUGGCUUGCUAUGACCCAGUGGUAUAUCGCUGCUGAGAAGCCGCCGCACCUCAAAGCAAUUGCGCCCUGGGAAGGAAUCGGCGACUUCUACCGCGAAAGCAUCUGCCGGGGCGGCAUUCCAAACUACGCAUUCUGGGACCUGUUGAUGCAGGAGUUCAAUGGGAAAACGUCUCGCGAAGAUGUUGCGGCGAUGAUCCAAAAAUACCCUCUGAUGAACGCCUACUGGGAGGAUAAACGGCCUCGCUUGCAUGAUAUUGACGUGCCAAUGUAUAUCCUGGCCAGCUACUCCACGGGUCUCCACACAGAAGGGUCGAUCAGAGCGUGGAAGUAUGCCGGCUCUAACGAGAAAUGGUUGCGUGUUCACCCGACGCAGGAAUGGUUUGACAUCUACCAGCCAUUUGCCAAUGAUGACCUGCAACGGUUCCUCGACCACUUCUUGCUUGGCAAGGAGAACGGGUGGGAAAAUACACCUCGCGUUCGUCUCUCACUGUUGCGGUACAAUCGGGCUCCGAUCAGCUUCCGCGCGGAGGACGCCUACCCCCCGUCUCGCGUCCAAUACCGCAGAUUCUACCUGGAGGCAGCAAGCGGCAGGCUACUCGUCGAUCAGCCCGCGCAGGAGACUAAAGUCUCAUACCAAUCCGACUCGUGGGACGACGACGGUGCCCAUUUCAACUGGACCUUUGAUGAACCCACUGAGCUGAUCGGGUCGUCCCAAGCAGUCCUCUACAUGUCGUGCGAGGACCUCGAUGACAUGGACGUCUACGUAAUUCUCCGCAAAUUAGACAAGGAUGGUAACGCGCUGUUGAACUUCAACAUUCCUUUUGAACACCAAGCCGCCGGAGUGACGGAGAAGGACAUUCCUGACGUCAACAUCUACAAGUACGUGGGACCCAACGGGCGGCUGCGAGCGUCCAAGCGAGCAACUGCGGAGGAGCCAGAUAUCGCCGAGAACCGGCAGGGCAACCGCGAGCCAACAGAGCUAUUCUUCCCGCACGACAAGGAAGAGAAGGUCGCACCCGGCGACGUGGUUGAGCUGCGGAUCCCAUUGUGGGCGGGGGGUAUUGCCUUUGAUGCGGGGGAGACGCUGAGGCUCGAGGUCAAAGGGCACGACCCCAUCUUGCCCGAGUAUCCGCCCCUCCACCGGAACCUAAAGAACCUGAACCACGGCCGGCACGUUGUCCAUACCGGUGGGGGAUUUGCGAGUUUUUUGGUUCUGCCUUUGACCCCGGCGUAG
This is a messenger RNA of Aspergillus calidoustus, 1782 nucleotides long. NCBI's taxonomy places the organism in Eukaryota, Fungi, Ascomycota, Eurotiomycetes, Eurotiales, Aspergillaceae. The record is from the annotation of a GenBank genome assembly.